UCAUCCAUCCAUUCAUAGUCAUACACAGAAAUUCUAUAGCUCCAAGAUCUCCUCUAAGACGCUUCUUUGUGAUUCAUUUUAUUCUCUUUCAUUGAUAUACAAACACCAUGGAAAAGAGUUUCUUGUCUGAAUACAAACAAUCUUCUUCUCUCACUUUCUUUGCUCUGAUCAACUUGUUCCUUAUCAAAUUUGGCAGAUGGGUUUCUUCUACCCGCAUCUUUUUAUUCAGAUUCUUUACUCUUCUUCAACACCAUCAACGUGUUUCACACAAACAUGAGAAUUUAACCAAACACCACAUAGAAGAACAACAAGAAGAAGAGUAUGAUGAUCUCUGUAGAGAAGACGCAGAGAUGGUUAUGAGAAGGUUAGGACUUUCUACCGACCAAGAAAGCGAUGAGCUUCAAGAACGCUACAGUUCCACGGAGAUCUCAAGUUUGUUCAAAAGUAAUGAAGCGAGCUUAGCGGAAGUGAAGCAAGCUUUUGAUGUCUUCGAUGAAAACAGAGAUGGCUUUAUCGACGCUACAGAGUUGCAGAGAGUUUUGACAAUCUUAGGUUUCAAAGAAGCAUCUCACCUAGAGAAUUGCUCGGCUAUGAUCAGAUCAUCAAAUGAUAACAAAGAAGAGAGAAUCGAUUUUAACGGAUUUGUGAAAUUCAUGGAGAAUAAUAGCUUGUGAUAAAUCAGAUAUGGUUUAUCUAUUCUUUUGUUUCAUUUAACAUAUAUCUGCUUCUUGAUUCUCAUGUUUUUCUUUGUUUUUUUUUGGGAUGAAAUUUUGUAAUUGCUAUAACACUCAUAUGCCAUUAAUCAAAACUUUCAUGAUAUUU
Molecule: messenger RNA, 822 nt
Organism: Raphanus sativus (radish)
Lineage: Eukaryota; Viridiplantae; Streptophyta; Magnoliopsida; Brassicales; Brassicaceae
Product: probable calcium-binding protein CML46
Exons: 1
Coding region: 108-674 (188 amino acids)
Molecular function (GO): calcium ion binding
Source: RefSeq, a predicted model, not a curated record